This is a messenger RNA of Mytilus californianus (California mussel), 2596 nucleotides long. RefSeq lists its product as uncharacterized. The coding region runs from base 44 to 1951 and encodes 635 amino acids. The record is from RefSeq and is a predicted model, not a curated record. Gene Ontology annotation, molecular function: protein binding. The transcript has a single exon. Lineage: Eukaryota; Metazoa; Mollusca; Bivalvia; Mytilida; Mytilidae.
AGACCACAUCACACAAAAUUUAUCAACAGAACUAUAUAGGUACAUGUGUCAAAGUAUAGUAGGAACUGAAGAUAAUGUAAAACAAAUCAGGUUAAUGAACGCUGUCAGGGAUGAUUUGUCUAUUCACAAUAAUGAGAUUAGUAUAACAAGUGGAAGUUAUGGGGAAGGACUUGAUAUGCGAGGCAGUGAUUUAGAUAUUAUGUAUGUUGUAAAACAUCUAAAGGUUUAUGAUGUAAAGCCCCGUUUAAAUCCAAAUUCAGCAUAUCUGCUAAUGGAUACAGACAAUGUAAAACCUGGAUUUACUCAGUUGAGACUAGACAGUAGAUGUACUUCUUAUUACAACUGUGUACAACUAGCUGAUAAGUAUUAUCUAUCAAGCUCAUUAUGGAAAGAAGACAUCCUGACCAAAAAUAUGGACUAUACAAUUCAUGGACCAUGUGUAUCUGACAAAGAUGGAUUAUAUGACUUUGCCGAAUGCUUACAUUGUAAAUCGUGGAUACCAUCUGCAGUACAAUGGAUAACGAGAUCUAACAACUCAUGGCCGAGCAAUAAUGUCAAACAAAGUAUCAUCAAACACGGUGUCCUUUUUGUACCAAUUGGGGCUAAGGGGUCAACAAAAGAGGAUUUAGAAUGGAGAAUAUCAUUUUCAAUCAGUGAAAAAUUUUUAGUGCAUACCUUUACUCACACCCAACUAUGUUGUUAUGCUCUAAUAAAAAUUCUUUUGAAAGAUGUAAUAGCUACUGACUCUGAAUGUAAAGAACUGCUCUGCUCUUAUUUCCUCAAAACAAUUCUUUUCUGGAUCUCUGAAGAACUACUACUAUCCUCAUGGAAACCUGACAAUCUUAUACCUUGUUUUAUGCAAUGUUUUGACAGAUUGAUUUAUUGCGUUGAGUAUUCAGUUUGUGUGCAUUACUUCAUUCCAGAAAACAAUAUGUUUGAGAAUAAAAUUGAGGGCCGUGCUCGUAAAAUACUUUUAGAAAAACUAUAUACAUUGCAUAAUUAUGGUUGGCGAUGCAUUUUAUUUUCAGAUCAAGUAUCCACUUUUUCUGCAUCAAUGCAGUAUUUCAACAUGGGACGCAACCUAUUGUAUAUAAAUGAUGUAGAGAAAUCAACGAGUUCCACUUUACUGCAAUUGGCAAAUAAUUCUUUUCGAGGGGUUUUCAAAAUAUUGCAUAGUUCUUCAUUUAUUAGAGAAAUACAAAAGACAGUUUCGUGCAAAAAAUCUUCAAUAAAAUACGUAUAUACAUAUUACAUGUCAAUGAUGAGUGCAGUGCGUGCCCAGUCUAUUCCACUUAACAGCGCAUACAAUAAUAAUAAAUACCAAUACCGACAGUGCAAAUCAUGUCUUUGUACUCUGCUAAAGAAUAUCUAUCAUGACGCUGUAUCUGGAUGGCUAAUGUUAGCUUCGUUCUUCUAUAAAACAAAACAGUAUACUAGAGCUGUACGAAUUAUAAUGGAUUGUAUUUCUAAAUGUACCUUUGAAAAACUCUACCCUUACAUAAAAAUGUCGGACAUUCAUCAUCGACUGUUCAAACUGAAAUCACUUCAGAAGAAGAGUAUUGUUCAUUUGUGGAAAUAUGUUCUUGUAGAUGAUAUAAGAUUUGAAGUACACUCUCUAUUAAUACCAGAUGAACUACUAAUAGAAGUGGAUUAUAACCCGCUCAGAAUUCCAUCUUCAGUUUAUGCUUGUUUCCUUUGUUUCCUUUGUCAUUAUAAUUUAAAUGAUGCCAGACAAUGUCGGGAUACCCUCCAGGUUCUACAACAUGUUAUAGAAUGCAAUUAUUUAAAUGCAGAUUUGGACGCAAAAGCUGCAGCCUAUAAUCUUCUUGGUGUUGCUUUACAGACUGUAGGCGAAAAUGAAACCGCACGACAAGCGUACUUACAAUCUGCUGAAUUACAUAUAGAUCCAACCGACAAUCCUGCCGUAAAGAGACUUAUUUUAUUGGAUUAAUUUGACUCUGUUAACAAAUUUCCAGUUAAGUUAUUAUUUUAAUGUUGCAUGUACACGUGAUAGUAGGCGAGUGCUACGAUCGAAGGAGAGUCUAAAGUUUAUGCUAUAUACUUUAUGCUUACACAAUAACAAAGAAUUCCAAUCUUUCAUUGUCGUUAAUUUCAUUAAUGCUGCAUAUCAAAUUUAGUUUAAACACGCUAUAAUAUAAUUUUCAAUUCAAAUUGUUUAUUCUGUGGUUUACAAGUUUAACACAGAAGCCAGUGUGACCAAAAGAUGUAGUCAACUCAUUUCCAAUUGUGAUCUUGGCUAUGAAAUAUUAUAUGCGUAUGAUUGGAUACCGCAAACUGAAGUUCAAUUACUAACUUAAAGUUUAAAAAUAUGCAGUAUCAUGAAAAAAUCAAUUCUUUCUCUAGGCAUUCCCAUUGGGAACCAACUGUGCUCCUCUUCCUGUCAACAUGUUUCUUCGUUUAUCCGAGGAUGAUUGCAUGCAGUUGUUAUUGAAGAAGAAUGAAUUGAAGCUAGCAUUAUCAUUAAACUUCACUUUCUGCUAUAUAGAUGAUGCACUUUUACUAAAUAAUUCAAAGUUUAGUGACUUUGUUGAACGCAUUCAUUCCUUCGAACUUGAAAUAAAGAAUGCAACAGAUA